CCGGCAUCACGUGCUGGGGAGGAGGCGGGCCGGGGCCGGAAGUACCGUGUAGGAGCUGCGUCAUCAGUGCGCGCCGGCGGAGCCGCCAUCUUGGACGCGCCGGUCCCGGCGAAGAGGGGGGGGCGGCGCCGGGCUCGAGCAGCCGCUGCAGCGAGGAGCCUCCGGCCGCCCCGCGCCGUUCCCGCCGCCAUGGACGGGGACGUCUCGGCCGAGCCCGGGGGGCUCCCGGAAGCGGCCGCGCCCCAGAGGAGACCCGCGCGGAGCCAGAAGCCCCGGAGGAAGCCGCGUGCCCGCCCCCGCCCCCGCCCAGCGCCGGCCAAGGCCGCGGAGCCCGGCGAGGCCCCCGGGAACGGGCCGGAGCCGCCUGAGAAGGUGCCGCGGAAGAGAGGCCGCAAGUCGAAGGCGGAGCUGCUGCUGCUGCAGCUGUCGCAGGGGCCCCUGUGCGCGCCGAAGCUGGGGGGCAGCGAGGCGCCCGAGGGCCUGGAGACCACGCCGGGGGGGCGUCCCAAGCGCCGAGCCGCCAAGGUGGCCCUGCUGUACCUGCAGGAGCUGGCGCAGGAGCUAUCGUCUGUAUACCAGCCCCCGGUGCCCAGCGAAACUGUCCCAGAGCAGGAGGCCGAUGGCCCCAAGAGGAAGCGCCGCAGCCGCAGGAGGGAGGAAGAGGAGGUGGAAACAGAUGGUGACGACCCCUCCCAGGAUGCUGACUUUGUGCCCUCGGCCGAAGUGCUGCUGCAGGCGGAGGAGGAGGAAGAGGAGGAAGAAGAGGAGAGCGAGGCCCUGCUCAGCCGGGUCUCAGAGCUGGAGCCAGACAUCCCUCGCAGGCACAGCCUGAAGGCAGCAUCUGCAGGGAGAUCUAAGCCUCAGUGCCGAGGGUUCGCCCCCAACGGCUUCCACAAUUCCAUCAUGACGCCGGUGUUGAAGUGCUUCAGCAUCACCCGCAGCCUGCGAGAUCGCAACUACUCCCCCUGGGAGUUCCCAGACUGGAUUCCUCUGGCCCACAAAUGGACCUUUCUCUCUGAAAAUGAGGCCGCCCCGUACUUGCCUGAGGAGGUGAAGUCUCCACUCUUCUCCAUCCAGAGGGAGGGCAUUGAGGAAGACGGUAUCCUGUACCGGAUCAACAGGUUUAACUCCCUGCAGCCCCAUGAGGAGCGAUGGGAUGUGUCGUUCUUCGUGGGUGGCCCUGUGUGGGCGAUGGAGUGGUGCCCCACGCCCGAGGGCUCCGCUGCCGGUCAGCAUGUGGCACUCUACUGCCACAGGGGCAUGGAUGAGAAGCACAGUCUGGCCAAGGUCCACACUGGUCCCUCACUACUGCAGCUCUGGAGCCUGGGCCCACUGCAGCAUGAGGCAGGCUCUGCCACCAAAGCUUCAUUGGCCUAUGCCAUUGCCACCAAUCACGGCUGCAUCUGGGACAUGAAGUUCUGCCCAAGUGGAGCCUGGGAGCCCCCCAUGACUGGCAGGAAGCUCCCGCAGUUGAGCCGGCUGGGCCUGCUGGCCGUGGCCCUCUCAAAUGGCAGGGUGGUGCUGUACACACUGCCGCACCCCGAGGCGCUACAGGCACUCAAGAGAACCCAGGUAAAAGACGAGCCUCUCCCGAAGCACACAGUCUGCCAGGUGCAGUGCAUUGCCACGCUCCAGGUGGGCUCCAUCCAGGCCGGCAGCUCAUCUGAAUGUGGCCAGUGCUUCAGCCUCUCCUGGAUGCCAACCCGACCCCACCACCGCCUGGCAGCUGGCUUCUACGAUGGCACCGUCGCCAUUUGGAACCUGAGCACCAUGUCCCUGCUGCAGCGUGUGUACCGGCCCGAUGGCUCCCUCAAGCUCUACCCAGCCCAGUGCUUCCUGGCCCAUGACCACGCCGUUCGCAGCAUGGAGUGGUGCAAAGCCAACAGUAACUUCCUGGUGACGGCAGGGAAUGACCGGAAAAUCAAGUUCUGGGACCUGCGGCGCCUCUAUGAACCCAUCAACAGCAUCAAGCGGUUCCUCAGCACUGAGGUCGUCUGGCUGCUGCCCUACAAUGGAGUCACCGUAGCCCAGGACAACUGCUAUGCCUCCUACGGACUCUGUGGGAUCCACUAUAUUGACGCCGGCUACCUGGGCUUCAAGGCCUAUUUUGUGGCCCCACGCAAGGGGACGGUGUGGAGUAUCUCGGGCUCUGACUGGCUGAACACAGUGGUGGCCGGGGAUGUCACUGGGGAACUGGUGGCUGCUGUGCUGCCUGACUUGGCCAUGAACCCGCUCAACAUCAAGCGCCCCUCAGAGCGCAGAUUUCCCAUCUACAAAGCUGACCUGCUGCCCUGUAGCCCUGUGGGUGCCCAGGACAUGGAGCAGCCGGCACCCAAGGCCAAGACCUAUGGCGAGAUGGUGGCCCAGCACUAUAUCCGCUUCCAGGACACCAAUCUGCACAACUUCCAGAACUUCCCCAGCCGGGAGCCUAUGCGCCGGAUGCAUGCGCAGGAGGUGAAGUCAGGGCUGAGCCUGGACCGCCUGCAGCUGGAGUCCAUCCACAAGGUUCGCUUCAGCCCCAACCAGGACUCUCAUGGCUGGCUGGUGUCAGGGGGCCAGGCCGGCAUCGUGCGGGUGCACUGCCUUGCAGGACUUGCUCUGCCUGGGGACUGCCAGCCAGCGCCAGGGCUGCACCCUCCACCCAACUCUGCAUCACAGGAACCAACAGCCAGCCCCAGCCCUGGCCCCACUGGGCAUCUGCUGUCGCCAACUGAGUAGGCCUCGGGCUGAGCUGCGUUGCAGAGCCCCUGGCUGGUGUAGCCCCUCCAACCUGGCCUCGGGGUCAGAUCCUGCAGGGUGUGGGGUGAAUGUGGAUUUCCGAGGGGCUCUGGCCCCUGGCCCCAGGGAGGAGUCUGCAGGGCAGAAGCUCCACACUGGGCUUUUGGGGCAGGCCCCAAGCUAGGGGCAGGGGCAUGGGUGGGGGGCACAGUGUGGGGCCCCAGGGGCUGGCGCUCCACCUGUGUGCAUGUGGCUUUGUCGCAUCCUGUUUCCUCCUGGCCUGCAGCUGGCUCCAGGGAGUCGUGUCUUUGUGCUGCGCUGCGGGGGGCCGGGCCGGGGCUGGGGCCGGGCACUGGGAGCACUGGGCAGUGGCCCGUAGCCCCAGCUAUGUGGCAGCCACAAAUUUGCUCACAUUGAGCCUGUGAUCUUAACUGUUCAGUAAAGGUGUUUGUUUUGUAAA
This is a messenger RNA of Alligator mississippiensis (American alligator), 3178 nucleotides long. RefSeq names its product general transcription factor IIIC subunit 2 (gene GTF3C2). Gene Ontology annotation, molecular function: protein binding. Gene Ontology annotation, biological process: transcription by RNA polymerase III. Lineage: Eukaryota; Metazoa; Chordata; Crocodylia; Alligatoridae. Gene Ontology annotation, cellular component: transcription factor TFIIIC complex. The record is from RefSeq and is a predicted model, not a curated record. Bases 190 to 2718 code for a protein of 842 amino acids. The transcript is spliced from 18 exons.